Pteronotus mesoamericanus is the source of this 4377-nucleotide messenger RNA. RefSeq names its product ATM interactor (gene ATMIN). The record is from RefSeq and is a predicted model, not a curated record. Lineage: Eukaryota; Metazoa; Chordata; Mammalia; Chiroptera; Mormoopidae. The coding region runs from base 22 to 2487 and encodes 821 amino acids. Gene Ontology annotation, molecular function: transcription cis-regulatory region binding; DNA-binding transcription factor activity, RNA polymerase II-specific. The transcript has 4 exons. Gene Ontology annotation, cellular component: nucleus. Gene Ontology annotation, biological process: regulation of transcription by RNA polymerase II.
CCCGGCUGCUGUGUGGGAGCUAUGGCGGCCUCUGAGGCGGCGGCGGCCGGACCCAGGGCUCUGGCCUCGGGCACCCCGGCCGUCCAGGCGGCCGCGAGGGGAGCCGCCGCCGCCUCGGGCCUGUGGGGGCCACCUGGACGGCUGAGGGGUAGUCGGCCGCGGCCCGCAGCGGCGAGGCAGCAGCCCGGCGGUCCGACACUGCCGGCUGGGGAGCUGAUACAGCCGUCGGUGAGCGAGCUGUCUCGGGCCGUGCGGACAAACAUCCUCUGCACUGUGCGCGGCUGCGGCAAGAUCCUGCCCAACAGCCCCGCGCUCAACAUGCACCUGGUCAAGAGCCACCGCCUGCAGGAUGGCAUUGUAAAUCCAACAAUAAGAAAAGAUUUGAAAACCGUACCCAAAUUCUACUGUUGUCCAAUUGAAGGAUGCCCUAGAGGGCCUGACAGGCCAUUCUCUCAAUUUUCUCUCGUAAAACAGCACUUUAUGAAAAUGCAUGCCGAAAAGAAGCAUAAAUGUAGUAAGUGCAGCAAUUCAUAUGGCACUGAAUGGGACUUGAAAAGACACGCAGAGGAUUGUGGCAAGACCUUCCAGUGCACGUGUGGCUGUCCCUAUGCCAGUAGAACUGCAUUACAGUCCCACAUCUACCGAACUGGCCAUGAGAUCCCUGCAGAGCACAGGGAUCCACCUGGUAAGAAAAGGAAAAUGGAAAACUGCCUGCACAACCAGAAGUUGUCCAGUAAGACCACUGAAUCAUUGAGCAACCAACCAACCCCGAGAUCCGACACUCAAGAAUUGGAAACUUCAGAAAUAAAGCUAGUUGCUUCUUUUGAAGACUCUUGCAGCUCUAAUUCCAGAAAGCAGACUCUUACAACAGCUCCAAGAUACUCUCAGAAGUUGCUUUUACCAAAGCCCAGAGUGGCUUUGGUUAAACUACCCGUUAUGCAGUUUUCUUCUGUGCCUGUCUUUGUGCCUACAGCUGACUCCUCAGCCCAGCCUGUGGUGUUAGGUGUUGAUCACCAGGGCUCUGCCCCAGGUGCUGUGCACUUACUGCCCUUGUCAAUAGGAACCCUGAUCCUUGGACUUGAUUCAGAGGCCUGCUCUCUUAAGGAGAGCCUUCCUCUUUCAAAAAUUGUGAAUCCUGUUGCUGUUGAGCCAAUUAGUACAGGUGUUCAGGUGAACUUGGGUAAAAGUUUGUCUAAUCCUUUACAUGAACUAGGGAACACAUGUCAAAAGAACAGCAUUUCUUCAAUCAACAUUCAGACAGAUCUGUCUUAUGCCACACAAAACUUUAUACCUUCUGCACAGUGGGUGAGCCCUGAUUCCUCUGUAUCGUCUUGUUCUCAAACUGAUUUGACAUUUGGUUCACAAGUUUCCCUACCCAUUAGUGUUCAUACUCAAACGUUUUUGCCCAGUUCUAAGGUAACUUCAUCUAUAGCUGCUCAGACUGAUGUGUUUUUAGAUGCCUGUUUCCAGCCUGGUGGAAUCUCCAGAGAAACUCAAACCAGUGAAAUGCAAAGUCCAGCAGAUGACCGAGUACAAAUGGACCAAGCUGUAAUGUGUGGAGACAUUUUUGAAAGUGUCCAUUCAUCAUACAGUAUUUCUACAGAUAAUAUUCUAAGCAGCAGCUUAGUAGGAGAGACUGUAACUCAUGGUUUGUUGCCUCAGAACCACCCUAAGACUUUAAGUCAAGAUAUUGAGAAACCUGCACCAAUUAUAAACUUCAAUGCACAGAACAGUAUGCUUCCUUCACAGAACAUGACAGAUAAUCAGACCCAAACUAUGGAUUUAUUAAGUGAUUUAGAAAACAUUUUGUCAAGUAAUCUGCCUGGUCAGACACUGGACAAUCGUAGUCUUCUGUCUGACACAAAUACUGGACCUGACACCCAGCUCCCAUCCGGCCCAGCCCAGAAUCCUGCAAUUGAUUUUGAUAUCGAAGAGUUCUUUUCGGCUUCAAAUAUCCAGACUCAAACCGAAGAGAGUGAGCUUAGCACCAUGACCACAGAGCCAGUCUUAGAAUCACUGGACAUAGAGACCCAAACUGACUUCUUACUUGCAGACACUUCUGCCCAGCCCUACAGUUGUAGGGGAAAUUCUAAUUUCUUAGGCCUUGAAAUGUUUGACACACAGACACAGACAGACUUAAACUUCUUUUUAGAUAGCAGCCCUCAUCUGCCUCUGGGAAGUAUUCUGAAACACUCCAGCUUUUCCAUGAGUACUGAUUCAUCUGACACAGAGACCCAAACUGAAGGAAUCUCUGCUUCUAAAAACAUACCUGCUCUAGAAAGCAAGGUUCAGCUGAACAGUGCAGAAACACAGACCAUGCAUUCUGGCUUUGAAACCCUGGGGAGCUUGUUCUUCACCAGCAAUGAAACUCAAACAGCAAUGGAUGACUUUCUUCUUGCCGAUUUGGCCUGGAACACAAUGGAAUCUCAGUUUAGUUCUGUAGAAACCCAGACGUGUGCAGAACCACACACAGUCUCCAACUUCUAAAAAUGGAGACCACGUGUGGGAUGCAUUUACAGUUUCCUUCUGGAAUUAGAAAAUGAGCAGAGAAACAGUAUUAACUCUGUUAAAUGUAGCUGAUAUGCAGUUGCUUUGAUUCUUUGAGGUUCUUUGCCUUUUGUACUUGUAAACAUGAAAUUUGUGUAUAAACGUGAGUGUAUUAUAAAUUGAAGAUGUUGAUCUAAAAAGGAUUGCAUUGCAUUGCCUACAUUUGCCCUUUCAUUGCUAGCUAGUCUUUCCAUAUUUAAAAAGAAAAAAGGAAUUUCUCACCUUCAAAACCCAUUUAGUCAUUUAGCUGAAGCCGAGGUUACCAGGUACUAGGGUGCAGACUUUUCAAAUCUCCAAAAUAUUUUAGUCUAAGUGUCUAACUUCAAUUGCACCUAAAAUAUUUUUGACAGUGCUUGUUAGAAAUUCCUGCUUCCUGAUAGUAAUACUUAAAUUUGAUGCUGUGCCAUCAGAUUUGAAUGCCAGCACUUAGAUGGUUUGAAACUCAUGCUCCCUGCAGCUUCAUCUGCUUUGACAUCUCACUCUUUUCUUACUUGCAGACACAAAAGAAAACACCUGCUUUUAGAUUUUUCAGACAGCUUUCAUGUAGUCUUUGCCAUCCCUUCUCUACAUGAACUAUAAUUGAUACCAAUGUGAGUGUACAGUACUUUCCUCACAAAAGGUGUUAUAAAAUUACUGCUUAGAGUGGUAGCAGCAAGCACUUAGUGUAAAUAAUGGUCCUUCUAAUCUAAAUAAGUCAUUCCAAUGGGUUGUGGAAUCAUGCCUAUUAGCUCAUUCCAGAAUGUACCGUACAAACAUCGCCACCUGUUCUCUACAGUAGGCCAGGGUGGUGCUCCAGAGCUGUUGGUUAGAGUGCACUGGCUGUGUCUGAAUUGUGUCACUCUAAAUUUUUUUAAAAAAUGGAAAAGGAAAAGGACAUUUCCCACUAAAUUUCAAUACAUUAGCUUGAAAGGGAAGAGUGCAAUCAACAAUUAAAGUGAGUCUUCUUUUCAUCCACCUGUCUUUUCCUUAAAUAAGGAAAGACAUUGGUCUAGCAAGAUAUUAUUUGUGCCUUGAGGAUAGCAAUUAUAGAAUAGAUCCAGCUUCUGCAUUUUGUUGCUUUAUUUGUUUACAAAGGUUAAUACCAACCGGUCUUCAAAGAAAACUGAGGUGAAGACCAAUUGUGUCAAUAAUCAAGAACAUCUAUGUUUUGAGACGGGAGCAUGGUCAAGGAUGCUUUGGGGAUUUUCUGUAUUUAGGAGAUCCUGAAUUCUUGAUUGUUGGCCAACUUUCAGGCAAGUAAAAAUCAAUGCAGCCUGCAGUGUAGGUUUUCUAACUUUAUCAAAAGAAAAAGAAAGCUCUACCUUCUGUGGCACAUGCUUGUGCUGCUAAAGCCUAAAUCCUCAAAAUAAAACCUAAGGAGGGGACUAAUUCAUUAAAUUGUGUUGCUAAUUCCUACUUCAUAGAAUUAUUGUUUGUAAUGGGUAAAUAGCAUAUCCUGGGCAGAUGAAUUCGACCUGGUAGAUAAACGUUUGUUUUGGUCAAGUUGCCUAUGAAUAUGGAUUUCAAAACAAACAUAAAGCCUUAACUUAGGAUUUCAUUAUGUUUUAGAAUCAUCACUGCCUUAAUGUUCACACAUCUCUUUUUAAGUUCUCCUAGUAAAGGAGAAAUGCAUGUUUGUUUAUAGCUUUUUGUACAUAUAAAUGCAGUGAUCUAUGGCUUUAAUUUUUUUUUGUUUCUGUGACAGUGUUUGUUGAUCCAGCCAAUAGAAUUAUUUAUAGAAAAUGGAGCAUGUUAUAGUUCUUUAUGUACAUGGAAGAAAUGUUUCCCCAAAAACCUUAGUUACCUGAAUUGUUCUAAGAUUAUUUGUAAAAACUGAAAUUCGGUUAUUAA